Messenger RNA from Brassica rapa (field mustard), 1735 nucleotides. RefSeq names its product F-box/LRR-repeat protein At3g58980-like. The record is from RefSeq and is a predicted model, not a curated record. NCBI's taxonomy places the organism in Eukaryota, Viridiplantae, Streptophyta, Magnoliopsida, Brassicales, Brassicaceae. Gene Ontology annotation, molecular function: protein binding.
CACCUUUGGUUAAAUAAUAUCCUUUGGUUAAAUAAUAUCUCAGAUGCAUUUGCAUUUGUCCUCGUGCACUCAACAUGUGGAGGCUUUUCAUCUGUAGCAAGGUUAGUGUUAAGUUACUGAAACUGAAAGGAAUCAUUAGCAAUAGGAUGGAUAGGAUUAGUAAUCUACCAAAAGAGGUUAUCCGCCGCAUUGUCUCCUUUCUUUCUGCAAAGGAGGCUGUUUUCACAUCUAUUCUCUCAAAAAAGUGGCAAAAUCUCUUUACCAUCAUUCCAAAGCUUCUGUUUGAUGACACAGACGAGAUUCAAGGGAGUUUCUCUUAUUUCGUGGAUGGAGUAAUUUCUCUGCCGUCCAGUACUCGCGUGAAUAAGUUCUACCUAAGAUGCAGAGAUCGUGUUGAUCCAGCUCAAUAUGAUCUUAUCAACCGUUGUCUAUGUGAUGUGCUGAAGCGGGGCAUCUUGGAUCUUAAACUGGACAUAGGUAUUGGAAGACAUUAUUAUCUGCCCUUUGAGUUUUUCACUUGCAAGACAGUUGUUAAAGUGGAACUGGAGGGUCGUUAUGCGGCGGGUUAUUCCUAUGGGAAGGGUUUUGUUAUUGAUGUUCUCCCUGAGAAUGCUUUUCUACCCGCACUUGAUACGCUUACUCUUAGUGUCAUUCAGUUCAACGAUCUUCGUGGUUGUGCGUUUAAAAAACUUCUUUCUGCUUGCCCUGUACUUAAGGAACUGACAAUAUUUGGUAUGAGGUGGCAACGUCCGAAAUGGUCUGGCAAGCUGUGCAUUCCAACCCUUCAAAGACUAAUUAUUCAAGAUUUCCAUCCUUCUCAGUUUACGAGAGUUACUUUGGAUACUCCAAGUCUUACCUAUUUUGAGUGCUCUGAUGCUAUGCCGGAUGAGUAUUCAAUUUUUAAUCUUGACUCCCUUGUUGAAGCUAAGCUCCAUCUUAUGUUCACUGACGGUCAGUACCAGUACUACAUACCCUACGAUGGAUCUGUAAGUCAUGAUCACAAUAAUUCUUCUAGCACUCCAACAAAUCUGAUAAAGGGGUUGGGAAAUGUUGAAAUCAUGGAGAUAUUAUUUCAGAACACUUUCGUGGCAUUAUAUUACUUCCGUGAAGCAAUCCCGGUGUUUGAAAACCUAUAUCAUUUAACCAUUAGAUGUGAUGAUGAGGAGGAUUGUAUGGCAUUUCUACCAUAUUUGCUAAAGAAGUCUCCAAAUCUAGAGACUCUUGUCAUUGAUGGUCCACUGCACUACAAUGAAGAACAACCUGAAUCUGUUUGCAACUGCUUGUUGGGAUAUUCUUUCUUGUUGUCGUGUCCUAUAAAGGUCCUACAGAUAACCGAUUACCGCGGAACAAUUGGGGAGGUGGAUCAAUUGAAGCAUUUUAUAGAGAAACUGUCGUGUCUGAAGUUGGUGAAACUUCAUUCUUGUGAUAGACCUGACGUAGACAAGCAACACUUGAUGAUUCCCAGAGCUUCUUCAAAGUGCAAGAUCAAGGUCACAUUUUCCUGUUAGUUUUACUAACGCAUGCAUGAACAAAACUUUGGUCGUUCGUCCUAGUUUCUCACAUGUUUGUUGUCACAUGAUCGGAUUGUAAUCACGCUUUUUCUUACUUAUUUCCUAGUUACUGUGUUUGUCUUUUGUCAGAUUCCUCGUUGUCUUAGUUUGUACUCUUCUUUCUAGGGCCUGUUUUUAUUCUGGUUUUUGUUAUAUGCUUUGUUUUAAUUGUUCGUUGAUCCUUA